Fusarium fujikuroi IMI 58289 is the source of this 1017-nucleotide messenger RNA. RefSeq lists its product as uncharacterized. The transcript has 3 exons. The record is from RefSeq and is a predicted model, not a curated record. Lineage: Eukaryota; Fungi; Ascomycota; Sordariomycetes; Hypocreales; Nectriaceae. The coding region runs from base 1 to 1017 and encodes 338 amino acids.
AUGGCGCAGAGCAUUCCCCAAAACGUGAUCGACGGCUUGCGAAGUAUGCUAUCGCUGGGGAGCCAGAAUGACAAUGAAACGAGCUCCUCUUCUUCUUCUGGGGGUUUGACGCCCGUGGAUGUGGUUAUUACAAGAAUCAUGCUCACGAAGGGGAAGAAGCUUCCGCCGGGUGUUGUCGAUGUCAUUCUCGACUUUGCGGAGUACUGGGCGCAUUCGAGUAAUGAGGUUGAUUACAUCGCUGAGCACUCGAGUCCUCUCCGCGUCAACGGUCAAAGUCCCUCUGAGAACAAAUUCCUUCUUCGAUCGUUUCCUGUAGGUCUGACGGGGAUUCAAGGCAAGAAAGCACUUGCUGAAGUGUUGGCGUAUGAUCUGAACGAGGCGAAGCCGGCGCCUUUAAAGACGGAGCACGAUGCUUCGUAUUUCACAAAACUGGCUGAUUAUCCUACACCGAAAUUACUCCAUCCUGUGAGAAAGGUGGUCUUUACGAUACGGAGCAAGGAUCAGGGGUGGGGUGGUGAACCAGAUAAUCGCCAUACGUAUAACGGAGCCUGGACGUGGUUUGAAGCUGGUCUAGAGAAGUUUGACGCCGAACAGACCUGCGAUCCAAACUGCACAUACGACGUCCGGUUCAAAUCAGCAUCCUCCGUCGCAUCACCCCUCCCCGUCUGCGCCCUCCGCCCUCUCUACCCCUCCAUCGUCCCCAAAGGCAGCGACAAGUUCGCAUACUCGCACCCUCUCGCACACCAAGAGAAAUGGACCAUCGUCCGCAACAAGACAGCGCACCGCGCCUGGCAAGACCAUGUGAUUACGUGGGCGUGGGACGACGAUGCCAAGCCCGACUCUGAAGCUGCUGUUAAGAUGAAGGCUGAGGAGGGCAGGGGCGAGGAGACGGGCGAUGGGUGGUUUGUCAGGGAUUUGAAGAUGGGAGAUGUUGUCACGAUCUGGGCGAAGGCGAGGUUUGGGGGGUGGGUUAAUCAUAUUGAGAAGGCCAAGAUUGAUGUUUACUGGGCUGUUUGA